Fundulus heteroclitus (mummichog) is the source of this 1051-nucleotide messenger RNA. It is a transcript of the gene rnf151, whose product is annotated as ring finger protein 151. Gene Ontology annotation, biological process: positive regulation of JNK cascade; regulation of canonical NF-kappaB signal transduction. The transcript has 4 exons. Lineage: Eukaryota; Metazoa; Chordata; Actinopteri; Cyprinodontiformes; Fundulidae. Gene Ontology annotation, molecular function: zinc ion binding. The coding region runs from base 246 to 992 and encodes 248 amino acids. Gene Ontology annotation, cellular component: plasma membrane signaling receptor complex. The record is from RefSeq and is a predicted model, not a curated record.
GCAAGUUUUAAAAGUUGAGUUUGGUGCUAGAACAGCAGGGAAAGGACGCUGCGCUGCCCACAGUGAAAACUACAGUCUCCAUUUGUCCCCGGACGCACUCCCUCAUUCAUGUUCUGUCAGGAAUAUUCAUGUGUGUGUUGUAUUGAUAACAAGGGUGUGUGUCUGUGAGCGAGCAUGUGAGUGAUCGAUAAUAUGGAGCAAAGCAGCGCCGGGAAUGGAAACGCCAUAAGGGACGGAGAGUUGUCAUGGCAGACCCAGACGUUUCGACACAGAGUGGGGGCUACGACGUGGAGCUGUUUGUCGAACCCCCAGACUACGAUUUGAUCUGCACCAUUUGUCAGGGGGUCCUCAGAUGUCCAGUGAGAAGUGCGUGCCACCACAUCUUCUGCAAGAAAUGCAUCUUACAGUGGCUAAGAAGACAGGAGACCUGCCCCUGCUGCAGGAAGCCAGUAAACCCAAGCUUGAUUUUUGUCAUGUACAAGCUCAGCAAAUCGAUUGGACGCACGAAAAUAAAGUGCAAAAACGAGAUCCGUGGCUGUAAAGACACCUUUCCCCUCUCGGAGCAGUACUGUCACAGCAUGAGCUGCCUGUACGAGCUCAUCUCCUGCCCGUACCAGGGCUGCAGGGCGCAGCUUCUCCGCAGGGACCUGGACACACACGCGCGCCACUGCGAGCACUGGCGCCAGCCCUGCCACAUGGGCUGCGGGACGAUCCUCACUCACAGCACCCAGGCUCAGCACAACUGCUACAAGCAGCUGAGGCAGGAGUACGAGAGCAGGCAGAGGAACCACAGGGCCAUCGCCACGGCCCUACAGCGGAAGAUGAGGAGGAUGCAGAGCACCAUGGCGCACAUGAAGAGGCAGAUAGGGUUAAUCUGUGAGAGCCUGGAGGUAAUGGAUGAUCUGCACGAGGUGGAGGAGGAGGAGGACCCCGGAGAUAGCAGCGGUAGCUUCAGUGGGACUUCAAGUCCCAAUGGGGGAGUGGUGGCCUAGUUGUUAGAGCACAGAGCUUCGGUCCCAGAGGUUCUGAGUUCAACUCCCACAAGCUGCCA